Molecule: messenger RNA, 1440 nt
Organism: Culex quinquefasciatus (southern house mosquito)
Lineage: Eukaryota; Metazoa; Arthropoda; Insecta; Diptera; Culicidae
Exons: 2
Coding region: 167-1411 (414 amino acids)
Source: RefSeq, a predicted model, not a curated record
UCUUGACAGUUGGAGGUUUUGGAGUUUGUUUUGAUUGCGGAGCCAAAAAAACUUAUGAGCGGCUUUCAUUUUUGAAUUUUGUGUGUGAAAACUGGAGUCAAAGUUGUGAUUAAAUCUUUUUAUUUGUCACGCUUACGAAAACGGUGCAUCAGCUCAAGGGUUUCAAAUGGGCAAGAUGGAAGCUGCGGAGAAGAAUCAAGAGUUUCCGGAAACUGGAGUCGUGAAGAAUGAUGAUACUCCUGACGACCGGAACCAACCCAAGCUUAAAAGGCAAGUAAAUUCCUUGCGAGGGGUCAAAAUCGACCACUUCCGGUUCCUCCUCAAGCAAGGCUACCCCCUUAAGCAGGCCUUCCUUGGUGCAAGCACACGGCCCCACUUUAAGCUCGUCGCCACGAGUGUGGCUUUGGCGGCAAUCGGGCGCCGCUCCCAAACAGAUCCGUGGUUGUUGCGGAUGCUGCAACAGGAGGAAAUGUGCAACUACCGCUUCCAGUUCUGGAAGACUUUUCAAGCGCUCAUCGAACGCGGUGAGUCCGCCGAGGAUUCGGUGGCGUUGGCCAGACGCGACGCCGACACCCGGAUGGUGCUCGGAACCCAGAACGGGAUGUGCGAUCCAAAGUCACUCGAGGGGAAGAUACGGGUGGUCAUUUGCAGUACGAGCUAUCCGGAGGAGGGAAUCCGGUCGGAAGAAUGUCGAUUUAUUUUAGCUGAAUUGAAGAAGAGUUUUCUUAAAAUUAAGGACAUUCGCGACAUUCCGCACAUUGUCGAAUGCGGGCUUGUUCCUGGCAAGGGUUACAUGCUGGCCUAUUGUGCCGAUGCACUCACCGUCCGCUGGCUUCGGCUGACCCUGGAAUCGAUGACACUGUGGCCAAAUGCGUCGCUUUUUAUGGUGCGCGAAAAGAAAUUUCUCGAGUCCUGCAUCAUGACCGUUUUAAUCCCGAAUGAACGCAGAGAAAAACAAAAGUCCAUUGUGAGGAAGAUUAAGGUUCAAAACCGUAAAGUGAAAAUAGGCGAAUGGUCGGUUCUUGGAACGGAAGUCCUAUACAGCAGUGAGCAGGUCAAAGUCACAAUGCUCGUGCCUUUAAUGGACUGCAAAGAGACCCUGGCCGUUAAAUCUGACCAGCUCAAACUGAUUGCGCCGGAAGAUCGAACGGCCAUCGGAAAGCGUGCCUCGUUCCGGGGGAUUUUCGGCACGGACGACUUGCCCUCGGACGAUGUGUUCAAGAUUCUUGCUAGCGAAAACGAAGGCAUUGCCGUGACCGACGAGUGGAAGCAAGCCCAUCGGAAAGGCGACAAGAUGAGCUUCUUUGUGGACGCCGCUUCGGCCCAAGCGAUUCGGGCGGCCAACUGCGAGCUGAACUUCCUGUCCAGGAAAGUGAAGGUGGUGUACCAGCAACGGAUUUCGGAAGUUUAGAAAAUACAUUUAAAGAAUUUCGUAAAAUG